CCUCGCGAUUGCGUCGAAAAUGAAGACGAAGCGUGCUGGCGGUGUCAGUUGCUACUUUCUCGCCACCCGUGCAGAUAUAAAGACGCGCCGCGCCCAGUCAAAACAACUUAACUCUUUACAUCUUGGCUGCCGGCGCUGAAGCGGAGACAGCUGAACCUCGGAAUAGCACGCUUUCAUAACCACGGUUCACGAUGAACGCAGCCUUUACAGCACUCCUGUUCGUCGCGGUGGUCAUAGCAAGCUCCUCAGCGACGUCACCUCCGAACUGCGCAGCCGUCACGUGCAACCCGGACGUCUGCCCACCAAAGCAGUGCGCGUGCGGAACCUACAAGGACCAGUGCGGCUGCUGCGACAUCUGCUACAAGUGUCCGGGUGAUCAGUGCAACUCGUGGAUCUUAGACCGGUGCACGGAAGGCCACCGAUGCGUGCUGGAAGAUCCUUCCAAGCGCUUUGAAUUCGGCGGGCAAGGACGCUGCACCCCUGAGGAUUCAACGGGCACUUCGCAGACUUCGUAAAUUUUACGCUUGUAUGAAGGGUUACCUGGACGCGAACUUUGACCAUUUUCGAUUACAUACAAAGAAAUAAAAACGUGAAGAUAAAGCUAAUAAAAAAAA
Rhipicephalus sanguineus (brown dog tick) is the source of this 614-nucleotide messenger RNA. Its product is annotated as 8.6 kDa transglutaminase substrate. NCBI's taxonomy places the organism in Eukaryota, Metazoa, Arthropoda, Arachnida, Ixodida, Ixodidae. Gene Ontology annotation, cellular component: extracellular region. The coding region runs from base 192 to 515 and encodes 107 amino acids. The record is from RefSeq and is a predicted model, not a curated record. The transcript is spliced from 4 exons.